UUUUCCACAGUUCUCCGGAAGCACACGACUGAGUACCAUACCCUCUGAGCCCAACAUCUGCGGUGAAUAGAUCCAUAAGAACAUUUGUGAAAAAUGUUGACUAGGUUCUGCGUAAUUGUGUUAGCACUUCUCGUAGCGGUUCUGGCGACUGCCGAGACACAAUCCGCCGAUGCCGCAGGCCCAGCUGCAGGGCCGACUUUGGAACAGGUGGUGCAGCAACGUGUCGCCAAUACAUUGAACGUCCUCAACUUGAUAGCAGCCAACUCUGUGGCUCCUCCUGAAGUCAAAGAAGCUGUGCUGGCGAAUGCACAACAGGAGCUGGACUCAUGUGUGGAACAAGUAUCGGUGCAUGGAAACCAAGGAUAUUUCUUCGCGUGCACCGGAAUAGUGAUAAAGAACGCUGCAAAUGCCCUCAAUGGGAACGCAUCUUCCGGUGCUGCCCCGGCAAAGUGAUAAUAACUUCUUUAUUCUGUACAGGUAUUGGACUACUCAAGUAGACAAAUCUGGUGAUCGACUAAUUGAGUGAAAUUUAGUGAAAUAUUAGUUAACAGUUAAAUUGUUUUUUGAAUAUUGUAUACAUAAUUUGUUCGUUCGAUAGUAGAGUCUAGAUAAAAGUUUAUUGAAUAAAUUUCUGUUAAUUUACCUGAAUUCUAUAAUGAAGAGCAUAACGUUGCUUCCACCUUUUUAUCAAAAGUUAGAGACUUCAUUGUGGAAAAGGGUGAAAUUGAAUGAAGAACA
This is a messenger RNA of Toxorhynchites rutilus septentrionalis, 738 nucleotides long. RefSeq lists its product as uncharacterized. The coding region runs from base 94 to 453 and encodes 119 amino acids. NCBI's taxonomy places the organism in Eukaryota, Metazoa, Arthropoda, Insecta, Diptera, Culicidae. The transcript is spliced from 2 exons. The record is from RefSeq and is a predicted model, not a curated record.